AUGAAAUCUGAUCAACUGGGUCCCUUCACCUCAUACGAGCAUAUGUACUCCAGCAUCGACACAAUUCAGCUUGGUGAUGCACCAUGGAAAUGUUUUACUGUGAGCUAUACCGGGGAUGUACAGCCUAGUGAUCCCUCUUGGAAGUCGGCGGAGUACGAGGUCUGGUUUCGGGAUCCUGAGGUCAUCAUGACCCAGAUGCUUGACAACCCGGAGUUCAAUGGCCACUUCGAUUAUGCACCUUAUGUUGGUCUUGACAGAUCUGGGAAGCGGUGUUGGAGUGACUUCAUGUCAGGAAAUUAUGCUUGGCGUCAUUGCGAUAAAAUCUAUGAAGAAGAUCCCACUACAGAAGGAGCGUUGUACUGUCCCAUCAUUGCGGGCAGUGACAAGACAACUGUUUCUGUUGCAACUGGCCAUGUCGAGUACCACCCAUUUUACAUCUCUGGUGGCAACCUCUUCAACACAGUUCGCCGCGCACACCGUAACGCUGUCGCGCCUGCUGGUUUCUUAGUGAUCCCCAAAAGGAUGAUCAAACCUGUGGUCCGCCGCUGCCCUGAUGGCCAUUUUCGGCGUGUGAUCUAUGACCUUGCCACCUACAUCACCGAUUACCCCGAGCAGGUUUACCUUGCCAGAAUUGUUCAAAAUUGGUGUCCAAAAUGCACGGCUCUUCCAACAAACCUAGAUGGGUUGGCGGAUAGCCGCUCACGACGAUUCACAGAAGGGCUCGUCAAUGAGCUUGAUUCGAAAAGAUUAUGGGAUGAGUAUGGUAUUGAUGAUGACAUUACCCCAUUUACCUUCCACUUUCCACACGCCGACAUCCACGAAAUGCUGUCAGCGGAUCUACUCCAUCAAUUGAUCAAGGGUACAUUCAAAGACCAUUUAGUCCAAGGGGUCGGCGAUUACCUUUACCUCGAACACAGCGAAGCUCGGGCUAAUGAGAUUUUGGAUGACAUUGACCACCGUAUCGCAGCAGCACCAUUAUUUUCAGGACUUUGCCGCUUUCCUCAUGGUCGCCGGUUCAAGCAGUGGACGGGUGAUGACUCAAAGGCUCUCAUGAAGGUUUAUCUUCCAGCUAUCUCGGGAUAUGUACCCCCCAAAAUGGUGCAAUGUAUCAGCGCAUUUUUGGAUGCCUGCUACAUUGCCCGUCGAGCCGACAUCACUCAAGAAUCACUUGCCGCGCUCCAGACGGCCAUUGAGAGGUUUCACACACACCGUGAAACUUUUCGUACAUCCGGUGAGUUUGGGGCUCCUGGUGGGCUAUGUUCAUCAAUCACUGAGUCCCGCCACAUUACCGCUGUCAAACGGCCUUGGCGUCAUUCAAAUCGCUACGAAGCUUUGGGGCAGAUGCUGCUUACCAAUCAGCGGCUGGACAAGCUCCUUCGAGCACGCGUGGAUUUCGUUGAGCGUCGGAUGCUUCCCCCUUCCCAUUUGCCACCUCCAAAACCUAUCAUACCCCUCGGCGACGAUGACGAGGACACUGGCGUCAUCGACAAGUAUGUGACUGGGAAUGUUGCACUGGCAAGAACCCGAACUUAUCCACGCCGCCUCGCUGAGUUGGCCAACCACAUUGGCUGCCCUCCACUCGUUGAACUUACCCGAUGUUUCCUCUAUGACCAACUCCACACAGACGACGGCACCUCAUCAGCCGACAUACCCAUUCAGCAAUGCCCAUAUCCAACAAGCAAGGUGUCUGUCUUUCACUCUGCCGUCGCCACCUUCUAUGCACCAAGCGACGAGUCAGGCAUUCGGGGCAUGCGAACUGAGCGUAUACGGUCCACUCCAUCUUGGCGAAAGCACGGGCCACGACGCAAUUGCGUGUUAGUAGUUGAGGACCAAGACAAGCCGGGCAUGAGGGGGAUGAGUGUGGUCCGGGUAAAACUUCUCUUUUCAUUUGAGUAUGAUGGGAAGACAUACCCAUGUGCACUCGUCGAUUGGUUCAAACGUGUGGGCACGGCACCCGAUUCGGAAACAGGGAUGUGGAAGGUUCAACCUGAGACAUACCGGAACGGUCAAUGUAUUGUUUCCAUUCUCCACCUUGACACUUUCCUUCGUAGUGCACACCUCUUACCUGUUUUCGGGCAGGAUGUUCUUCCGUUUGACUUCCAUUUUUCUUAUUCACUCGAUGUGUUUGAAUCAUACUUUGUCAAUAAGUAUGCUGAUCACCAUGCUCACGAAAUUUGCUUUUAA
Laccaria bicolor S238N-H82 is the source of this 2184-nucleotide messenger RNA. RefSeq lists its product as uncharacterized. Bases 1 to 2184 code for a protein of 727 amino acids. NCBI's taxonomy places the organism in Eukaryota, Fungi, Basidiomycota, Agaricomycetes, Agaricales, Hydnangiaceae. The record is from RefSeq and is a predicted model, not a curated record. The transcript has 9 exons.